AGGUGCUUACUGAGAGCUCAUUCCGCCACAUCCGCGCACUACAUUCCAUCCGGUCCAACCGCUUGAAUGCUAGAGGAUGACUUCGCAGCCGGUCCUUGCGCAACCGCCUUAUACAUCGCACAUUCGCGUACGCGAGAUGCCGAUGACAGCUGGGUUAAAUGCCCUCUGUGGCUGAUCCAUCCGGCGAGCGGGACAUCGAGGUGACUUGAGAGUAGAUAUAGAGUCUUUUCUUCCCAUAUGUUGACAACAGGCUAUUUCACCUCAUCCGCAAAGCCGCAACGAUGUUCAGCCGCCCAUUUGCGUUUGCCGUAUCGGGUGAAGACGACUUAAUCCCAUUCGUUGACCCUUCUUUCACAUCAAAGACGUACGCGAGAGAGCUGAACCCAUUCGACGUUCUAACAGGAGCAACUGCGAAUACUAAAGAUGCGCUCUUCGACGAAGCCAUUUCUCCGUCCAGCAUGUGGUCGGCAUCAAGUCGUCCAAGCAGCAGCCCAUCCGUAGCAUCCGAGACGAAGCUGCUAAGCGCAAAUGUGCCGGCUCGUCGCAGAUUAGCCAAGGCGAACACUUUUCCAACGUACAAAGACGAGUCGCGGUCGAAAGUCCAGGAUCAACGAGCAGCGAAGAAGACGAUACUCGACCUUGUGCCCAUUGAAGAAGCGCAGACCUUCAGACUAGAGGGCUCUUUCAUAUACGCAACCAAGACGCAGAACGUGCCGCGAUACCAACUGCAUCGAGACUUUGACUGCGACGGAUCUGUGUCAAAGUUGCGUAUCCGCGCGGUACAUGCACGCGAGACGCGGUCAUAUUCAGUACCAACCACACAUGGGGUACACGACCACCCGAUCCACUACAACAGCGAUGAAACGCUAUACAGCAUAAAUAUCUUCGAAAUGCGAGGCAAGAAGGCUGGCACAUUUCCCGGCAGCAUCCAGAUGACGUCUGGGGAAUCAUUGUGGGGCGGCCAGUGGACGCGCAUCUGGCAUGUUACCAAAUGUAAAGCUCAACAUCACAUUUGCGAUUACAGGGGUACAUGUGAGCCAGAGAAACGUCUUUUGUACUGCAUACAGAAGGGUGUGUGGGAGGAUGCUGAGGGGUUGGUGGUUGCACGAGAGGAGAUUGGAAAAGAGAGGCUGAGUGCCGCGAAUGCGUCCCGAUCGCUAACAAAGAUGGGGUUCGAGACGAACAGAAAGGAACUUGCGUUGGAGAUGACGGAUGAAAUCGAGAAGGACGGGAAGAAACGCGAUUUGGUAAUGGCGUGCUGGGUGAUGAAGUUGUGGAUGGCGGAGGAACUCCGGUGGGAAGGAAAUUGAACGCGGGAAGGAGACGCCGAAUAGAAUGCAAGGCGUCCAGUCUCAGAUCAGUGAGUGGUUGUGAGCUUGUUGGAAUUACCUUUACCUUGAAUAAAACAUUGCAAUCGCGUUGCAUGCUUGCAGUGAUCUUGAUGCAAAGAAAUCGAUGUGCGUCACGUGGUUAGGUAUUGUGAGCUACGCGCCCGCACCCGCACCAAGUGGUGACAGCUGUCAGUUGGAUGCCCCUGCAUAAGACAGUAGUGCAGUAGAUACGAUUCCAAGUCUCGUCUUGUUGCUCUUUUAAAAGCAAGC
Molecule: messenger RNA, 1601 nt
Organism: Alternaria rosae
Lineage: Eukaryota; Fungi; Ascomycota; Dothideomycetes; Pleosporales; Pleosporaceae
Exons: 1
Coding region: 282-1310 (342 amino acids)
Source: RefSeq, a predicted model, not a curated record